Chironomus riparius is the source of this 952-nucleotide messenger RNA. Lineage: Eukaryota; Metazoa; Arthropoda; Insecta; Diptera; Chironomidae. The record is from the annotation of a GenBank genome assembly.
AGACGUGAAAUUUUUUUUUAAAUAUUAAAAUUCAAAAAAACUAGCUACAUAAAUUCAUUAUGAGUGAGUCUAUGAGAAAAUUAAGAGUUGGUUGCAUACAAAUAACAGUAAGUGCUAAUAAAGCUGAAAAUGUGGCUCGAGCUGUCGAGAAAAUUCGAGAAGCGAAAAAGAGAGGAGCUGAACUUGUAGUACUUCCAGAAUGCUUCAAUAGCUUCAUUAGUAAUGAUUAUUAUGGUAAAUAUGCUGAACCAAUUCCUGGCGAAACAACUAAUAUUUUGUCAAAAUUGGCAAAGGAGCUAGAAAUUUUCAUCAUCGGAGGUACGAUUCCUGAAAAUGAUGGAGAUAAGCUGUUUAAUACUGCAACUGUCUGGGGAAAAUCAGGAGAACUGAUGGGAAAAUUUCGUAAAAUGCAUUUGUUUGACAUAGACAUACCAAAUGAAAUGACAUUCAGAGAAUCAGAUUCCUUAUCACCUGGAAAUGAGCUUACUAUCAUUAAUAUCAAAGAUUUCAAAAUUGGAUUGGGAAUUUGCUAUGAUGUUAGAUUUGAAGAACUUGCUAAAUUAUACAGAAAGCAAGGUUGCAAUUUACUCGUAUAUCCAAGUGCAUUUGGUAUGAAAACAGGACCAUUGCAUUGGGAGUUAGUUGGACGAUCCAGAGCAAAUGAUAAUCAACUCUAUACUGUACUCACUUCUCAAGGAAGAGAUUUAAAUGGUCCUUAUGUUGCUUAUGGGCACUCUUAUGUUGCUGAUCCAUGGGGUAAAAUGCUCUUUAUGGCUGGAACAGACGACGAAUUAUUCAUUGUUGAUUUGGAUCUGGAUGUUGUGGACAAAGUUAGAUCAAACAUCCCAAUAUUUAUUCAACGUCGAGCUGAUAUUUAUGAUACUGUCCAAAAGAAUUGAGCAUGUUUUCAAAUACAUUUUGAAAAAUAAAAUUUUGAAUUUCAGGGUCUGCA